AUGAACAACCAGGCCUAUUUGAUCACUAUUAUAGAAGAUAAACUCAUCCUCUCAGACUACAAAAAGAAUCAAAGUAUCGUGCCGCGCUGGUGUUGCAUUACAACCUCUGCCUUGCGCGCUCAGUCCCCCGCUACUGGACUGGUUGGAGAUGGAGGUGUAGGGAAAACAACUUUCGUGAAGAGGCAUCUUUGUGGCGAGUUUGACGAGAAAAGCAUUCCAACUCUUGGAGUAGAGGUCCAUCCACUACGUCUUAUGACAGUCAGUGAAUUCUCCAACCCUGAAAGAAAGCAAAUGCUAAAAUAUUUCAGAGACCUGGUCCCAUUGUGUUUGAUCGACAUCACCUCGGGUCUCGAGGCGGGCCUUCAGUAUUACGAUAUAUCUGUAAAGCGUGAUUUCAACAUUAAGGAACCCUUCCUCUGGCUAGCUCGCAAGCUAGUCGAAAACGCAGGCUUGGUAAGGCAACCCAUGCCUCCCUCGUCAACGCCUCCGAAUACUGCCGAGAAGUCAUGUGGCCAAGAAAUGGGCCCAAACGAAGAUGAUGAUCUAGACAGAGAAUCUGAGAACGGCCAUCAAGAGGACCUAACCGAGAACCUAGACGAGCCCAACGUGACCGACGUGGAUGCUGAUACUGCCACGGGCAUAUGCUGCACGAGGAUGAUAUUAAUUCGGUCAAACUUGAAUUCUAUUAUUGCGAAACUGAGCCCAUCAUCGACUGCAAAGUUUUCACUGGUUGUAACGUCAUGUCGGCAUUGUCUGAAAUCGCUGGCCUGGUCUAAGACCAGCGAGCUGUCGCGAAGCAUGCUUGAGAAGUCUCGAAUAUAUGAGUGUGCGCGCAAGGUAGCCGGGGAAGAAACGGUUAGAGGUGGCAUGAUUGGGAGAGCUCAGGGGCAGGUGGCGAUGAAGAGAGGGUUGGGAGCAAGUACUUGUAUUCAGAGCUGUUCUCCCGAACGGAGUUUGUCCGCACCACUGCGAAGGUGGCCUUGUGACAAAGUAUACAAGCCCCAUAUCCGUUUAGGAGAGCUGGUGAGAUAUGAUGCCCGCGAUAAGAAGAUAUACGCGAUAGAUCAGAUUGAUUGGAUUGGAGACCCAACUCCACCAAGAGUCAAGCUGGAGAUCAGAGCGGUCAUCUCUAGUUUCAACUCUGGGAUGCGAACGGGUGCAGGAUACGGACAAGUGGACACGAUCCAAAUUGCCGUGAAAAGGGAGCCUGUCAAAGUUGAUGCGGAUGGGCGUGCAUGGCAUGGCAUUGGCUUAUGA
Histoplasma mississippiense is the source of this 1257-nucleotide messenger RNA. RefSeq names its product GTP-binding nuclear protein GSP1/Ran. The transcript is spliced from 10 exons. Bases 1 to 1257 code for a protein of 418 amino acids. The record is from RefSeq and is a predicted model, not a curated record. Gene Ontology annotation, cellular component: nucleus; cytoplasm. Gene Ontology annotation, molecular function: GTP binding; GTPase activity. Gene Ontology annotation, biological process: protein import into nucleus; ribosomal subunit export from nucleus. Lineage: Eukaryota; Fungi; Ascomycota; Eurotiomycetes; Onygenales; Ajellomycetaceae.